This is a messenger RNA of Dicrocoelium dendriticum, 726 nucleotides long. The record is from the annotation of a GenBank genome assembly. Lineage: Eukaryota; Metazoa; Platyhelminthes; Trematoda; Plagiorchiida; Dicrocoeliidae.
AUGUUCCCGUUCCAACUUCACUUUUAUCCCCCCAGUUUUCAACCCCCCGAUUCUUGGCCCCUCCCAACAUGCUUUGCCAGGCGUUUAUCUUCUAGCUUCAACUCACAUGCUAACGCGGAGCGUCACUCCUCUCUUAUCGAUAAGCGCAUGUCCAAGCAAGCGGUCCAUUCCAGUUCAUCGGCUUCCAUUUGGAUCCCUCGAUUCUCCUUCAGCUUGGCAUGCCUCAGUGUACGCACAUUGCUACAGGUCGGUCAACAGGCAGUACUUGCACGAACAUUAGAGACCCUCUCGAUCGAUAUCUGCUACUUAUCGGAGACCCGCCUGCAAGACUCGAGCUCUGUGCUCACUCUGCGAUCCCCUUCAGGUGACACCAGCAGUAUUUUCUCAUUGCGCCUAUACGGUGAUGAUGCAGUUUUGAGCACCGGCCAAGCUGGUGUUGGCAUUGCCCUGAGUCCCCGGACUAUAGCUGUUCUGGUCGAUUGGAUUCCAAUCAUUAGCCGGAUGUGUGCAGUCCGAUUGACUGGCUCAUUCAAAGCUUCGAAGUCUCGCGGGACUAAUAGGUGUCUAUUCAUCAUCGUUGCCUACGCGCCCGCAAACUGUAGCGAUGAUUCGCUACAAAACGACUUGUACCGCCAACUGACCCAGCUGCUUUGCCACAGAAGAAGCACAGACGCUUGUGAUUGCUGGGGAUCUGAAUGCACAAAUUGGCAAGUUGUCCACCGAUGA